Molecule: messenger RNA, 3279 nt
Organism: Penicillium brevicompactum
Lineage: Eukaryota; Fungi; Ascomycota; Eurotiomycetes; Eurotiales; Aspergillaceae
Exons: 4
Coding region: 1-3279 (1092 amino acids)
Biological process (GO): nucleosome organization; regulation of transcription by RNA polymerase II
Cellular component (GO): nucleus; chromatin
Molecular function (GO): nucleosome binding; ATP-dependent chromatin remodeler activity; ATP hydrolysis activity
Source: RefSeq, a predicted model, not a curated record
AUGGCUUCUGGUCCCGCUUCCGACCCUGUGUCGCAGGCUGAUACACCCAUGACUGAUGCCAAUGACGACACCGUGCCUUCGGUGCCUGUCGACAGUGUCGACGCUCAAAUGACGGAUUCCGACACAAAUCCCAAUACAACUGCAAGCAGCGUUGCAGGCGACACCCCGGAUGCACGCCGACGGAGAUCCGAGGCCAACAACCUGAGGAAGAGCAUCCUGGAUAAGAAGCACGGCAAUCUGGACAGCACAAAGGAGGACGACUCCAUUCGCCGUUUCCGAUACCUCCUCGGCCUUACUGACCUAUUCCGCCACUUCAUCGAGACGAACCCAAACCCCGAAAUCAAAGAGAUCAUUGCAGAAAUUGACCGACAAAAUGCGGAAAAGGAUGCCAAAGACCGCAAAGGUUCAAAGCGCUCUGGUGGUGCUGGUGGCGAGCGACGCCGUCGGACCGAGCAAGAGGAGGAUGCGGAACUGCUCCAGGAUGAGAAGCAUGGUGGCGAGACUACCACGAUCUUCCGCGAAUCUCCGGCUUUCAUUCAUGGCGAACUUCGUGAUUAUCAAGUCGCAGGUUUGAACUGGCUUGUCUCUCUUCACGAGAACGGUAUCUCCGGUAUCCUGGCCGAUGAGAUGGGUCUUGGUAAGACCUUGCAGACGAUUUCCUUCCUCGGAUACCUUCGAUACAUCUGCGAUAUCAACGGACCUCACUUGGUGGUUGUUCCGAAGUCAACAUUGGAUAACUGGAAACGUGAAUUUGCGCGGUGGACCCCGGACAUCGACGUCCUGGUCCUCCAGGGAAACAAGGAUGAGCGACAGCAGAUCAUCAAUGACCGCCUACUCCAGGAUGAAUUUGAUGUUUGCAUUACCAGCUACGAAAUGAUUCUCCGUGAGAAAUCACACUUGAAGAAAUUCGCUUGGGAGUACAUCAUCAUUGACGAAGCCCACCGAAUCAAGAAUGAAGAAUCGUCGUUGUCUCAAAUCAUCCGUCUUUUCAACUCCCGCAACCGACUUCUGAUCACUGGUACGCCUUUGCAGAACAACCUUCACGAACUUUGGGCUCUGCUCAACUUCCUCUUGCCCGAUGUCUUUGGUGACUCGGAGGCAUUCGACCAAUGGUUCUCGAACCAGAAUUCUGAUCAAGAUACUGUCGUUCAGCAACUCCAUCGCGUGCUGCGUCCGUUCUUGCUUCGACGUGUGAAGAGUGAUGUUGAGAAGAGUUUGCUUCCGAAGAAGGAGCUUAACCUUUAUGUCGGCAUGUCAGCAAUGCAGAAGAAGUGGUACCAAAAGAUUCUGGAGAAAGAUAUCGACGCCGUGAACGGCGCCGCCGGCAAGCGCGAGUCCAAGACUCGUCUAUUGAAUAUCGUCAUGCAACUGCGGAAGUGCUGCAACCACCCGUACCUUUUCGAGGGAGCUGAGCCAGGUCCCCCGUACACCACCGAUGAGCAUCUUGUGUACAAUUCUGGCAAGAUGUCCAUCUUGGACAAGCUUCUGAAGCGCGUGAAGGCUGAUGGCAGUCGAGUACUCAUCUUCUCGCAGAUGAGUCGUGUUCUUGAUAUCUUGGAAGACUACUGUGUGUUCCGUGACUACAACUACUGCCGUAUUGAUGGUACCACAGCCCACGAAGACCGUAUCGCUGCCAUUGACGACUACAACAAGCCUGGGUCUGACAAGUUUGUGUUCCUCCUCACAACCAGAGCAGGUGGUUUGGGUAUCAACUUGACCACCGCCGAUAUCGUGGUUCUCUUUGAUAGCGACUGGAACCCCCAGGCUGAUCUUCAGGCCAUGGACCGAGCUCAUCGCAUCGGUCAAACCAAGCAAGUCAAAGUGUUCCGUUUUGUCACAGAAGACGCUAUUGAAGAGAAGGUCCUUGAGCGCGCAGCUCAGAAGCUGCGACUGGAUCAGCUUGUUAUCCAGCAAGGUCGCGCCGGGCAGCAGGCCAAGACCAACUCUAAAGAUGACUUGCUUGGUAUGAUUCAGCAUGGUGCCAACAAGCUGUAUCCUGCGGAGCCUACCGAUGCAACGGAAACCACCGAAGACGACAUCGAGGACAUCUUGCGCAAGGGUGAAGAACGCACUGCAGAGCUCAGCAAGAAAUACGAGGCCCUGGGCAUAGAUGAUCUGCAAAAGUUCCACUCCGAGAGCGCGUACGAAUGGAACGGAAAGGAUUUCACCGAGCGCAAGAAGGACAUUGGUAUGAACUGGAUCAACCCUGCCAAGCGUGAGCGCAAGGAACAGUUCUAUUCUAUCGAUCAAUACUAUCGCCAGACAUUGUCCACGGGAGGCCGAACAGCCGACACAAAGCCUAAGGUCCCUCGUGCUCCUAAGCAAAUCACUGUGCACGACUGGCAGUUCUUCCCGCCUGGUCUCCACGAGCUCCAAGAGAAGGAAACAGCCUAUUUCCACAAGGAGAUUGGUUACAAGGCGCAGCUGCUUGAAGGCCCCGAAGAGGAGUCCAGUGAACGAGAGGCUGAGCGAGACCUCGAACAGCAAGAGAUUGACAACGCUGUGCCUUUGACUGAAGAAGAGCAAGCCGAGAAGGCUCGCAUGUCAGAGGAAGGUUUCGCAACUUGGAAUCGACGUGACUUCCAACAGUUUGUCAAUGGAUCGGCCAAGUUUGGCCGCACUGACUAUGUCGGCAUCGCCACCGAGGUGGAUAGCAAAGAGCCGGACGAGAUUGAGGAGUAUGCCAAGGUCUUCUGGCAAAGAUACUCUGAGAUCCAAGAUUACACCAAAUACCUCAAGGUCAUCGACCAAGGUGAGGAGAAGGUGCGCAAGAUCGAUCACCAGCGAAAGAUGCUCCGCAAGAAGCUGGAAAUGUAUCGCUCGCCUCUCCAGCAGCUCAAGAUCAACUACACCGUAUCCACCACCAAUAAGAAGGUCUACGUCGAAGAAGAGGACCGAUUCCUCUUGGUCAUGCUUGACAAGUAUGGCGUUGAGGGUGAAGACCUUUAUGAGAGAAUUCGCGAAGAGAUCCACGACUCAUCUUUGUUCCGUUUCGACUGGUUCUUCCUCAGUCGCACCCCCGUGGAAAUUGGUCGUCGCUGCACCACCCUGUUGAACACUGUGGCCAAGGAAUUUGAGACCAACGGUGACAGCAAGGGCCGAGGCCGUGACCGCGAUGAGGAUGAAGAGAUUGAAGAAGCAGCUCCGGCCAAGAAGAAGGCCAAGAAUGGUGCCAGUAAACAGGUCAAAGCCACCAAGGGGGGCAGCAAAGCUGCCUCGACGGCAAGUUCUCGGGCGACCAGUACUGCUGCGACCAAGUCGAAGACUCGCAAGAGAUAA